AUGCAUUUCUCAAAGAUUAUCGCUGCUGCUUUCCUCGCCGCCCCUCUUAUUGGAUCCCGCCCUACCGGUGGUGCUCAACCAUCUAGUAGUGCUAGUGGAUUCGGCAGUGCUUUCCCAUCUGCCAGUUUCGCCAUGUCUUCCGGCGGAGCCGGAGGACGUGGAGGACACCAUAGUGGCGGUGCCCAACCAACUGGUUCAUCAAACUUCGGAAACGGCAGGGCGAAACAGUCCGGUGUUGCUCAAGUUUCCGGCAAGAGUGGUAGCAAAGGCGGAAAGGGUGGAAAGGAAGGUGCUUCUGGAAGUGGCUUCGGUGGUGCAUCAAUGACCGUUUCCUCUGGAGCUAAGCCCACUGGACGUGCUAAGCCUUCCGGUCAUCAAAGACGUCAAAAAAACAGUGCUGUAUUUGCACCAGGUGGAGAGAUGCAACAACCAACUGGCUCUGCCGGUCGCUCCAGGCCUACUGGAGCUCGCCCAUUCGGAGCUGCUCCAUCAGGAUUCGGAGAUGCUGCCGCUCCUCAACCUACGUCUUAA
Messenger RNA from Botrytis porri, 531 nucleotides. RefSeq lists its product as uncharacterized. The coding region runs from base 1 to 531 and encodes 176 amino acids. The transcript has 2 exons. Lineage: Eukaryota; Fungi; Ascomycota; Leotiomycetes; Helotiales; Sclerotiniaceae. The record is from RefSeq and is a predicted model, not a curated record.